Ceratitis capitata (Mediterranean fruit fly) is the source of this 1780-nucleotide messenger RNA. It is a transcript of the gene Jra, whose product is annotated as transcription factor AP-1. NCBI's taxonomy places the organism in Eukaryota, Metazoa, Arthropoda, Insecta, Diptera, Tephritidae. Gene Ontology annotation, cellular component: transcription regulator complex. Bases 652 to 1557 code for a protein of 301 amino acids. Gene Ontology annotation, biological process: regulation of cell population proliferation; regulation of transcription by RNA polymerase II; regulation of cell cycle. The transcript has 3 exons. Gene Ontology annotation, molecular function: RNA polymerase II cis-regulatory region sequence-specific DNA binding; DNA-binding transcription factor activity, RNA polymerase II-specific; transcription factor binding. The record is from RefSeq and is a predicted model, not a curated record.
GUGAAAUUCUUCAAGCGAAUUGGUGUGAUAGGCGUGUGGGCUUAUUAGCCAUUAAAAAAAUUACAUUAUUACAUUAAAAACCAAGUAAAAAGCCAAUAUUUCACUCUAAUUUCAUAAAAUUAUUGCAGAGUUAAUGGGUGAGAGUAGUUUAAUUUAAUUAAUCUAAAGAAGUAAGCAGUUUUCGCUCCAAAGUGAAGAACAUAAGUGAAUUUGCGUCAUAAAAACGCCUAAUUUUAUUUGCUUACAAACAUAAUUGACACUAAAAAAAUAUCAGGACAAAGCUUAAAGUUUUUAUAUUUGUGGUACUAUUGCAAAAAGACUCAUAAUUAAAGUAAAAAAAAGUUUUAUUAACAUAUAACAUUCCAAUUGCACAAAUUGCUGGGCAGAAGGGUGACGGUGCAAAAGGGGCGCCAACAAACUGGUAGUACUGCCGAUGACUCAUCGUUGAUAAAAUCGCAACGCACACCGCCUAAACAAAAGCAAACGUCAAACGACGUAGCGCCGACUGACAGCAGCAACAGUUCCAAGGCCUCGUAAAUACAUAUUUCGUGUUGACAAAAAAUCAAAACAGCUGCGCUGUUGUGUAUAUCUCAACAGUGACGUCAUCACAUUGGGGAUAAACAUUCAUACAUAUAAAUCAAGGAAUUUACUAUGAAAACCACUAUCAGUGCAACAACAACUACCAACACAGCUGCGACGGUUAACAGCACCGUACCCUCGGCGACUAUCUUACCCAAAACGGAAGCGAACGAUUUAAAUUUGACUUUCCAAACACCAAACGCGGCAGCACCCAAUAGCAAUAAUUCGGCGGUGGUAAACCCAAAUAAACGACCAAUUUCUUUGGAUUUGAAUAAAAUGGCGGCAAAAAAGCAACGUCUAGUGCCACCGCUAAACAUCGAUUCACCUAUUUUGGAUAAUAUGAAGACCAUUAAUACACCUGACAUUGAGAAGAUCUUACUUAGCAACGUAAUGCCGACACCGCAGCCGGGUGUUAUAUUUCCUGGCAAACCCAGUGAUGUAACCUCUGAGCAGGAAGCAUAUGUCAAAGGUUUCGAGGAGGCUUUGAGUAAUUUGCACCAGAGCAAGAAAUCGCAGGCGGCACAAAUAACCAACAGCAGUAGUGGUAACGUGAUAACUACAUCCACUGUAACCAACACGAGCGCUGCAGCGGUUGUCGGUACCGGUGUAAGCGGCGGAUCCUUCACAUACACCAAUUUAGAAAACUUCCCCGUUGCCAUCAAAGAUGAGCCGCAAAAUCCUGGCUCACCAGCCGCACUCAGUCCUAUCGAUAUGGAAACUCAAGAGAAAAUCAAGUUGGAACGUAAACGUCAACGUAAUCGUGUUGCAGCCUCCAAAUGCAGAAAACGUAAGCUUGAACGCAUAUCAAAAUUAGAGGAUAAGGUGAAAAUAUUAAAGGGUGAAAACUCUGAACUGGGCGCUGUGGUUAAAACAUUGAAAGACCAUGUCGCUCAACUGAAAGAACAAGUGAUGGAUCACAUGAAAUCCGGUUGUACCAUCUCGAUGUUAGCGGAACAGAGUUUAUUGGCCGGUAAAUAACAUGAGGACUUUGUUGUAAGCGCGAGCAAAUUAGAACCAAGGCGAAAACCGAAAAUAGUGCAUCAUGAAACGAAAUUAAGACAACCAAAGCAUGAGUUAGUGAGAGAGCGUGAAACGUGUGCUAAAAUUGAGGCAAUAAAAUCAGAAAGCGAUGGAAGCAUUUUCAUACCAAAUAAACAACAAAAAUGUAACACCUACAAUAAUCCAAUUAAGCUGGCUUGCA